Pongo pygmaeus (Bornean orangutan) is the source of this 726-nucleotide messenger RNA. Its product is annotated as zinc finger protein 239. The record is from RefSeq and is a predicted model, not a curated record. Gene Ontology annotation, biological process: regulation of transcription by RNA polymerase II. NCBI's taxonomy places the organism in Eukaryota, Metazoa, Chordata, Mammalia, Primates, Hominidae. Gene Ontology annotation, molecular function: DNA-binding transcription factor activity, RNA polymerase II-specific; RNA polymerase II cis-regulatory region sequence-specific DNA binding. The transcript has 2 exons.
AUGGAGAGCCCUGAAGGUCUUUACACUUCGAGAAGCCCUAGUGGGGAAGGGAAGUGCAAGAGGCAUCAGGGAAGCCAGGCAGGACCCAGAGCAAGGAGAAGGAAGAGAGUUUCCAGAGGUGUUGCCUUCAGAGACAGGAGUGCCCUUGACAAGGAAAGAGGGCAACAAAACUACCCAGGAGAGAAACCCUUUAUCUGUAAGGAGUGUGGGAAAGCCUUUGGUCAGAGUGCAAACCUUAUCGUGCACCAAAGAAUUCACACAGGGGAGAAACCUUUCCUAUGUAAUGAGUGCGGAAAAGGUUUCAGACAGAGAUCACACCUCAUAUGACAUCAGAGGAUCCAUACUGGUGAGAAACCCUAUGAAUGUCAGGAAUGUGGGAAGACCUUCAGCCAGAGCUCAAAUCUCAUAGUUCAUCAGGGCAUCCACACUGGAGAGAAAUCUUUUGAAUGUGAUGAGUGUGGGAAAGCCUUCAGCCGGAGUUCAGGCCUGACUGUCCAUCAGAGGAUCCACACGGGGGAGAAGCCAUUUGAGUAUAAUGAAUGCGGCAAAGCUUUCAGUUGUAGUUCAUACCUUAUUGUGCAUCAGAGAAUUCACACAGGGGAGAAACCCUAUCAGUGUAAUGAGUGUGGAAGAGCCUUUGGCCAGAGCUCCCAUCUUAUUCUCCAUCAGACAACUCAUGCCCAGAAGAAACCUCAGCUGGCUACUUGGGUUAGGGCCCACUGUUAA